Molecule: messenger RNA, 2287 nt
Organism: Corvus hawaiiensis (hawaiian crow)
Lineage: Eukaryota; Metazoa; Chordata; Aves; Passeriformes; Corvidae
Gene: LIPI
Product: lipase I
Exons: 10
Coding region: 199-1560 (453 amino acids)
Biological process (GO): lipid metabolic process
Molecular function (GO): carboxylic ester hydrolase activity; lipase activity
Source: RefSeq, a predicted model, not a curated record
AAGCCCAGAAACCACUCUACCCACUGAAGUCACUCAAUAGGAGGAGUCAUAAGUUGCAGAAGCUUGACUACAGCUUUACUUUCUGCUUCCUACUCACUUCAUUGGUGUCAUUCAGUGGUGUUAGAAAUCUAGCAUAAGGAAACACUCAAUUUGCCACUUUUCUGUGGAUAUUGCACAUCACUUUUUCUCCACUUCCACAUGCUGAAAUUGUGUUUCUUCAUCUGUUUGAUAUACUGGGUGAAAUCAGAUGAGGAACAAAAAUGUCCCGAAUUUACAGAUCUUAACAUAGGCAAUGCUUUGUCUGGAACAGAACUCCAUGUUCAGCUGCUUCUAUACACAAGGGAAAAUCAAAAUUGCUCUGAGAGACUCAUUGAACACAACGUUACUGCAUCUGAGUACCUUAAUACAACCAAGAAAAUUGUCUUUGUUAUUCAUGGCUUCAGGCCAACAGGAUCUCCUCCGGCAUGGCUGGGUGACAUGAAGAAGCUUUUACUGUCUUCAGAGGAUAUUAAUCUCAUUAUAGUUGAUUGGAAUCGUGGUGCUACCACUGUGAAUUACAUAACUGCUGUGGAAAACUGCAGAAAAGUUGCAGAAAUACUGAAGAAUUAUGUUGACCAGAUGCUGGUGGAUGGAGCUUCUCUUGACUCUGUGUAUAUGAUUGGAGUCAGUCUUGGGGCUCAUAUAGCUGGUUUUGUUGGCCAGAAGUAUAAUGGCAAACUUGGCAGAAUUACAGGUCUGGAUCCAGCAGGCCCUUCAUUCACUGGAGAACCACCAGAGCAGAGACUGGAUCCUACUGAUGCACAGUUUGUGGAUGUAAUCCAUUCAGAUACUGAUGCACUAGGUUUCAAGAAGCCUUUAGGAACCAUUGAUUUCUAUCCAAAUGGAGGAAUGGAUCAGCCUGGUUGUCCAAAAACAUUUUUUAGUGGAUUACAUUAUUUUAAAUGUGACCAUCAAAGAUCUGUCUUCCUCUUCUUAUCAUCUUUGAAAACCAAGUGUGACAUAAUAACAUAUCCUUGUGACUCUUACUUGGAUUACAAGAGAGGAAAAUGUGUUGAUUGUGAUGCUUUCCAGCCAAUGUCCUGCCCAGUACUGGGUUAUCAUGCUGAUAGAUGGAAAAAACUGCUGAUACCAUAUAGUUCACCAACAAAAGCUUAUUUUGAUACCUCAGACCAAGACCCGUUCUGCAUGUAUAACUACUUUCUGGACAUUACUACCUGGAAUAAAAGCAUUAGGAGAGGUUUCAUUAAAGUUAAAAUAACAGACUAUGCUGGAAACACAGUAGAGUCACAGAUGAAUAGUGAAGCUUCAACAUUUCAGCAAUAUAAAAGAGUCAAAAUACUAACUGGAUUUCACCAAGACAUUGAAAAAAUAGCAAAAAUCUCCUUGACUUUUUCUACGAAGACGUUGAUAGGCCCAAAACACAAGCUUAGGAUUCUUCAGAUGAAGCUGAAAUCUCUCAAUAACCCAAAAAGGCUGCAGCUGUGCAGAUAUGAUUUUGUACUGAUGGAGAACACUGAACUGACCUUCAAACCUAUCCCUUGCUCUGAGAGGGGUGCAUGAAAAGAGAGCUACUACUAACCUAAUUUCUCUGAGAGCAGUGACAUUUUGAUGCUUCCUCAGGAUAAAGACUGCAAUGAGAAAGGAAAUGAGAUAAGCUAGAUUUAUUUUCAAGAAUCUACCUGAUAAUAUGCAUUACUUGCUCUGAGUGCCUUAGGCUUAAAUUAAUUGAAAAAUUCAGACAUGUAUGUGUUUGGAAAAUUAUUUGAGUAAAGUAAAUGUAUCAUGGUGGAGAACAUGCAGUGGUCUGGUCAUUACUAUUUGUUAGCAAUGAAGCAACUACUGAAUUAAAUAUGAAUUAUCUGCAUAAUCCUGGCACAUUAUUUGUCAUACAUAUAUUUAAAUAUUUAUUAUUUGUAAUGGCUUUUACAUGGAAACAUAAUGAUCUGUCUACUAAGUGAAUUUAAUAUACUGUACAUGUGAUCUACAGAUCUAAUACACAACAGUUUUGCUGUGCUGUAUUCACUGGAUAAACGAAUUCACAUUUUCUCUUUAUAUAAUAUCUCAGUGUGAGAAGUGGAACAAUAACAUUUCUGAGCACAUUUGUAAAUUUUCCAAUUUGAAUCUGUUGUCUUUAUGCUCAUCGUAGAGGAAUGCUAUUGCAGACAUUCGGAUUUUUUUUUAAAGGAGAGCUAUGGACAGGGUAGUGUUGUUUCAGAUACAAAGUAUUUCUAAAGUCUAUUCUGAGGAGAAUAACCUAGAAGUGAAAUAAAUGUACCUUCCUUUUGUU